Molecule: messenger RNA, 327 nt
Organism: Neurospora hispaniola
Lineage: Eukaryota; Fungi; Ascomycota; Sordariomycetes; Sordariales; Sordariaceae
Product: cytochrome c
Exons: 3
Coding region: 1-327 (108 amino acids)
Biological process (GO): mitochondrial electron transport, ubiquinol to cytochrome c; mitochondrial electron transport, cytochrome c to oxygen
Cellular component (GO): mitochondrial intermembrane space
Molecular function (GO): electron transfer activity; heme binding
Source: RefSeq, a predicted model, not a curated record
AUGGGCUUCUCUGCCGGUGAUUCCAAGAAGGGUGCCAACCUCUUCAAGACCCGUUGCGCUCAGUGCCACACCCUUGAGGAGGGCGGCGGCAACAAGAUCGGCCCCGCUCUCCACGGCCUCUUUGGCCGCAAGACCGGCUCCGUCGACGGCUACGCCUACACCGAUGCCAACAAGCAGAAGGGCAUCACCUGGGACGAGAACACUCUCUUCGAGUACCUCGAGAACCCCAAGAAGUACAUCCCUGGUACCAAGAUGGCCUUCGGUGGUCUCAAGAAGGACAAGGACAGGAACGACAUCAUCACCUUCAUGAAGGAGGCUACUGCUUAA